Molecule: messenger RNA, 1005 nt
Organism: Podospora pseudocomata
Lineage: Eukaryota; Fungi; Ascomycota; Sordariomycetes; Sordariales; Podosporaceae
Gene: VPS68
Product: Vacuolar protein sorting-associated protein 68
Exons: 2
Coding region: 1-519 (172 amino acids)
Biological process (GO): late endosome to vacuole transport via multivesicular body sorting pathway; protein targeting to vacuole
Cellular component (GO): Vps55/Vps68 complex; fungal-type vacuole membrane
Source: RefSeq, a predicted model, not a curated record
AUGUCCUCCGAAGAGCGCCUCUUCCGCUUUAGCAAGCCAGCAUGGCUCUCCAGCGUGCAAGCCCGUAACGCAGGCGUGUACCUGGCCGGCGGUCUCUUCUCCCUAGCAUUCUACAUCCUCCUCGACUCGGCCGUCUGGUCGGCCUCGCCCCGCAACGCCUCCCCCCUCCACGUCAACUUUGUCGACUGGCUGCCGUUCGUCUUUUCCUCCCUGGGGAUGCUGAUCAUCAACUCGGUCGAGAAAUCCCGGCUGGCGUCGGAUAGUUUCUCUUAUUCCGGGUCGGGGGUGGCGUGGAAGGCGAGGGUGGUGCUGUUUCUGGGUUUCGCGGCGCUGGCGGGCGGGAUGGCGGGCGGGGUUACGGUUUUUGUGCUCAAGUUUGUCGUGCCGGGGGUGGGAAUGCCGGCAUUGGGGAUGGGGGUUGAGAAUGUGGUUGCCAAUGCGCUGGUGGGGGUUAGCACGGUUGUUUUGUGGGUGAGUCAGAAUAUGGAGGAUGAGUAUGCUUAUAAUUUGGCGCUUUGAAUGGGAGAGGAAGGGUGGGGAAGAAUGCGGGGGGACGCUGAGUUGCAGAUGGUGGGAAGCGGAGCGAAGAGGUUUAAGGAAGGGUAUGCUGGAUUUUGGGGGAGAUGGCAGAGGCGCAACGGGUUUAGGUAUAAUGUGGAUUAUGAUCUAUCUGUUUUUGGUUCGAGGCACGGGUGGUAGUGAUACCUAUAGGUUGCUUAGGGAUUUAUGCUAUUGGCUUUUGAGGUCUCUGAUUUCGAUAUGAGCUUUUGAGCGGUUGGGAGGUCGAACGCUGUUGAAAUGGUCGUUAAAGUGGGAUAAAUCAACAACCGUCAUUGACAUCCAGGCAAGUGCUGUUCUGUCAGCGCCGAUACUCCACGUCUCAUCAUACUUAAUUAAGUAGGUACACUUCCCACUGCAUUCUAUGGACGAGACAGUUGGUUAAGUCUGAUGGGAAUGAUGACGGGUCAAGAAGGGAUCUGUGGUUUUGGUCAAGUUAAGCCCCCC